AUGGGGAAUUGCUUAGUUCGUGAAGAGAAGGUGAUCAGAGUCAUGAAAACUGAUGGGAAAAUCCUAGAAUAUCAACCACCCAUCAAAGUACACCAAGUUUUAUCUGAUUUCUCCGGUCAUGCACUGUCGGAUUCUUUCGCCGGCUUCCACCACCUUCAGCCCGAUGCAAAGCUGCUUCCCGGGCUGUUGUAUUACUUCAUCCCUCUCCCAUCACCGUCCCAAAAGAGCAAGAAAAAGAAGGUGAGGUUUUCGAAUGUUCCGGAGGUGAACGAUGAACAAGGAAGAAGCCAUGGUGUUGCACGGAUUAAGUUGAUAGUUAGUGAGAAAGAAUUACAAGACUUGGUUCAAAAGGGUGUUUCAGUUCAUGAUUUGGCUUCUCAGAUGCAUAAAAGUAAACAAAGCACGAAUGGUGAUGAUAUAUUUGAUGGUAAUAACUGCAGAAGAAGGUGGAAGCCUGCAUUAGAAAGUAUAGCUGAAGUAAACUAG
Messenger RNA from Hibiscus syriacus, 486 nucleotides. RefSeq lists its product as uncharacterized. The transcript has a single exon. NCBI's taxonomy places the organism in Eukaryota, Viridiplantae, Streptophyta, Magnoliopsida, Malvales, Malvaceae. Bases 1 to 486 code for a protein of 161 amino acids. The record is from RefSeq and is a predicted model, not a curated record.